AAUCGUAAUACUACUUGUACGUAUGUAGAGGUGUAUAUCUGUUUGUGGCUGGAAUUACUCACUUAGACAUAAGUAUCGUUAGAUCGCUCAGUAUACGCCAAGUUCCUUAAAGUCCGUGGCAGUCGUGUGCAACAGUGGGUUUAAGUUUAAGGUGCAGUCCUGUACCUGUUCAGGGAUUUAAUUAACGUUUACAGGUAUAUACACUUGUUUACGUGGAAGGAAAUUCGCACAUUUGUUAUUGUUUACGACUGUGUUCAAUUUGAUUUAAACAAGCAUCAUAUAACCGCAGCAGAAGCGACAUCCGCUAGUAAACUGAGAGAAGAGACCAUUCGUUUUGAUUUAUCGGAGAUGCUGUUAUACAUAACCUUGGCUCUGAUUGGUGUAUUUCUAUUGUGUGUUCCGCUCAAGGUCACUUCCGAAUACCAGAUCUGUAUAAACAAGAGCACCCCUGUGAUGACAGAUGAACAACGACUGUAUACCGUUCUCAUGAAAGAUUACGACCGGAACACCCGUCCAGUUUUUAACGCCUCUCAUUCAGUCAACGUCUCAGUCGGAAUCACACUGACACAGAUAUUCGACGUUGAUGAGAAAAAUCAAGUGAUCACAACAAACAUCUGGCUUGACCAGGAAUGGAUCGAUGAAAAACUUACAUGGGACCCCGCUCAAUACAAUGGCCUGUCCGUCCUCAGAGUGCCCUGUAAGAGUCUGUGGCUACCCGACAUUGUCCUCUACAAUAGUGCCGAGGAUUACACACAGGGCUUUAUGGAGGCCCUGGCAAUGGUUUCUAGUAACGGAAAUGUCUUCUGGCCACCCAUCGUCAAACUCCGAAGCACAUGCGCAAUAGAUAUAACCUACUUUCCGUUUGAUGAUCAAAUAUGCCGAAUGAAGGUUGGUUCAUGGGCUUACGAUGGUUUUCAAGUGGAUGUGUUCAACCGCUCUAACAGCAUAGACUUAUCAAAUUUUGUCAGCAAUGGCGAAUGGGAACUCAUCGAUGUCAAGGCCGUACGCAACGUCGUCAAAUACCAGUGCUGUCCGGAAUCUUUUCCGGAUGUGACGUUUACACUACACAUCAGCAGGAGGACUUUAUAUUAUACGUACAACGUCAUUAUUCCUUGUGUAAUGUUAUCUGUGCUGACGUUGCUCGGGUUCUGGAUGAGGCCCGACAGUGGGGAGAAAGUGACUUUGGGGUUGACCGUGCUAUUGGCUUUUUCUGUGUUCAUGUUGCUGAUUGCUGAAAAUAUGCCGGCGACGUCCAGUUUUGUUCCUCUCAUCGGAAUUUACUUGACCACAGUGAUGGCUCUGACCUCCAUGUCCGUCAUUUUGGCCGUUGUGACCUCCAACAUAAACCAGCGUGGAUUUAAGGAAACAGAUCUGCCAUCAUUCUUCAGAGGAUUUGUCGUAUUCCUCAGUAAAAUAAUGUGUAUGAAACUCGCACAUAUCCAUACUGACAACAUGGACGAAGUGAAAUUAGAGCAGCUUCGAAACGGCAUGAGGGAUAAUUAUACAAGGCAUAUGAAAACAACCUUUUCAAACGAUUCCGGUUGUAAUUUGAUAGAAUAUGAAAAUGGCGAGCAUCGGGCGGCAGGUAAUGCCAAUGCGAGAUUUAAUCCAGAAGAUCGAAAUUGGGAACUUCAGGAAAUUUUAAAUCGUCUUCAAAUUCUUAUUCUAAAGGAAGAAGAGAAAGAGAAAUCGGACGCAUUGGCGAAACGCUGGAUGGAAGCGUCCGAAGUGAUAGACCGGUUUUUGUUUUGGGUUUUUGUCCUGGGCACUUUUGUUUCCUCCAUUUUUCUAUUAAUGAUUUAUCCUACCAUCAAAAAGGUGUCAGUCGACAGCUGAGACAAACCAACGCUGUCAGAGAUAACAAAAAUCAUACGUCUUCCAUGCGUUUGUUUUUACGCAUGUUUGGAUAAUACAACACGUCAUAGAUCAGUAAUUUCUAAAGCUGAUGAAUAUGAAUCGUCAGAAGAAGGCAUAUUCCGGAAAAAUUUAUGCGAGUCUGUAAGAGACGGCAAUUUCCGAUGGGGAUUUAUGCGACUCCUCAUCACUCGGUAGUUUUCGAUGGGGAUUUAUGUGACUCGUCAUCACUCGGCAAUUCCCGAUUGGGAUUUGUGUGACUCUUCCUCAAUCAGCGAUUUCCUAUUGUGAUUGAUGUGACUCGUAUUUACUCGACAGUUUUCGUUGGGAUUAAUGUGACUCGUCAUCAGUCUGUAAUUUCCACUGUGGAUUAAUGUAACGCGUCAUCAGUCGUCAGAUACGUAUAGGGAUUUUUGUGACUCGUCAUCGGUCGAAAUUUUCCGAUUGGAAUUGAUCUAACUCGCCAUCAAUCGGCAAUGUUUGAUGGGAAUUUAUGUGACUUGUCAUCACUCAGCAAUUUUUGAUCGGGAUUUAUUUGACUCAUCAACAGUCGGCAAUUCCCGAUGGAAAUGUAUGUGACUUGUCAUCAGUCGGCUAUUUCCGAUUGAGAUCAUAUAACUCGUCAAAAACCGGAAGUUUCUGCCGUGGUUUUAUCUGUGUGACUUGUCAAAUUUCGCAAGUUUCCGAUGUGGAAUUAUAUGACUUGUCAAAAGUUGGCAGCCAUUUUAUAUGUAGAUUUUAAAUGAAUCGUGAAUUGUCGGCAAUUUCCGAGGCGGAUUUAUGUAUAUGGUCAGAUGUCCACCACCACUAUCACCUUAAUAUGGUGGUAAUAUAUAUUGUAUCUUAUGCUGGACAGUUAGCUCCGGUUGAUGUUGGAAAGAAAAAUAUAUUUAUAGUUGAUGUAAUAGUUGUUGACUUCGCACGAAUAUAGUAUUACUGAAAAGCGCUCUAGAGUGUUGAUAGACCACACCGAAAUACAUUAUUCAUUAGAAUCCAUAUCAUUAGUUUUUUAUAUAUUAUUUGUGUGUUUAUAUUUGCCAUGGUAGUUACGGUUUAUUGCCACUUUGGAAAGAAGUUGUGGUUUCUGUUAGAGUAAAAAUUCGAUUUUGUGUCUUCAAGGAUAAUUCAAUAUACAAGUAUGAAUGCAUUUGCUUAUAUUUGUUUUCAUCAGUUAACAUUAUAUCUGAAAGCCUCUUUGUGAGUAUAAGGACAAGAGUAUUUCCUUUGAAAUUCAUUAUUGGACGUGUUUUGGUAGAUAUAAGUAAGAUAGUGUAAGCAGAUAUAGGCCUUGGUAAUGAAAGGUUUACUGUGUAGUUUAUUGUCAUUUUAAAAUAAUUUACGAGCUCGCGUGCAACUGUUGACCCUUGCGACGCUGACGUCGAGCAUGUGUCUCCCCUACCACGGUCCAAAAGUUGGUUACACUUAAUAACUUCCGGUUCAUAUUAUUGUACCCUUCCGUACAAACCCUACAUAAUUUCCCAUAUUUCGCCCAUUCAUUCGUCGUCAGAAUACUUCAGCGGAUUUAAAACGUGAAUAUCCAAUCAAUCAAUCGAUCGAUCGAUAGUCGUUCAGUCUGCCUUUUCAUCUUGACGUUAAUAUUUUCCGGUUUUUGCUUAUCAUAUAGUCAUUACAUCGAAUUAAAAAAAAACACUCAAUCAAUUGCUAUUGCUUCAGCAACGAGAAAUAAUGUUGUGUAGGAUAUACAAACUGCUUAGAAAUGGUACGAAAACUAAUGUAUAAUUUGAAUAUUAACAAGGUAUUUCAAAUGCUGCAUUCGUUAUCAGAACAAACAUUUAUCCAUUAUUGGCAUUUGUCGUAGGAUUUUGUUUGAUUUUAUCAUAGAGUUGACGUCAGUGCUGAUGAAUCGGUCGUAAUCAAAACAAAACAGCAAAAGUGUGCUUCGAUUGUUCAUUUUAUUCUGCAGUCUAUCUGCAUAUGGACGAUUUCGAUAAGAAAACAAAACGUUUCGUCUCAUUAAGGACCGGAAAUUACUGUAAGAGGACUGUAUUGUAAAUCAAACAAUACCCCUUAUAUUUAAAAAAGGAACUUUGCAAUUACAGAAUUGCGAUUAGAUUGGCAUCGAAUACUUGGUUUCAAUUUCCUGAACUGUUGACGUUUUCCGGAAAUCCGUCUUUGCUCUGAAUUUUAUUAUCCUCCGUUCGAACAGAUCAAUUAAAAAAUCUAGAUUUUGCAUUGAAGCAGGAGAGAAGUACACCCAAGAGAAAACUGCAUGGUUAAUCAAUGGCGGUGCUUUACAUGGGAGUGGGCGCCCGAGGGCAACACACUACACCGUCACGUACAUACUGUGCCAAUCGUAUCCGAACUUGUAAUUUGCAUCCACACGUAUCGAUUGCUAUCACAAAAUAUCAAUUAAUAGAAUUAUAUUUCAUUUCUGUAAUUGUUUAUUUUCAAUAUCAGACUAUUUCAUUUCUUUGUUUCAACUCUGUAUGGAUUUUCAGGGACAUUAAUUCAUAUUCAUGUCACGUUAUAUUAUGCAUACACGGUCCUGUUUCUAGCUUUAUAUAUAUAUAUAGGGUGAUAUGAAAGUUUGUUUAUUUGAAGCGCUCCUUCGCUCUUUGUUGAUACUAUUGCUAAAGGUAAACAAAUAUUCAAAUCAAGCAAUGUAUUGUGUAAUAAUUAAAUAAAACCAUAAUCACACAGAACAUAUUCUGAGUAAUUGUCCAGUUUUAAUAACAAACAACAAUAAACAAGUACAGAAACUAUAUUAUCACAACAAAAUUAGAUUUGGACGGUUGAUAGUCGGUCAUGGUUGUUGAUGUAUGUAAGGGUACGAACUGUUGCGUUAUUUUAGAGAGUUUCUCGAUGUGACAAGCUGAGAGACAUAGUUUUUGGUCAGCGUCGAGUAGGCAGGACCGUAGGAUAUGAUGAUUUGUCUCAUGAUCAUGUGAUAUGUCUUAACCAAUAGGGGACACUGUGACAUAUAUAGAUAUAAUAGUCUUAGUUCUCCGUCACAGUAUUAUAUCGUGCUUGGUAAAACAUGUUCGUUUAUUUUCCCUCCCUGGGGAUUUUUUGUUCGGUGAGAUUAAAUUACCAUAUGUAUUUAUUAAUAGGAUAUUAUUUCUCUAGGUAUAUACUGUGUACCGUAUAUUUUUCGAGUCGAUCUGUGCUUCAAUUAUUUUCACGGUGGUUUUUUUCAAAUUUCACACAUUUUUUUUAAAUAAUUUCGAAUUAUCUUGGUUACAUUUAUUUUUCUAUCGAUUCAUUUAAUUAUUCCAACAUUAAGGUAAAUGAACGACAAAUCGCUCGCGAAAGUUAAGAAGUUUAUUUCAUUAUAGUGGGUGGUUUAAAUACACUUGUAGAAAUCUGAUGUAUGUCACGUUUUUAUGAUGUUGUGUAUAUGUAAACGAGACAGGGGAUUAUUUGUUUUACAGUGUUUAGCUGCAGGGUACUAGGAGUCACUCAUCACAUGUUGCCAAACAGAUUGUAUCAAUCA
This is a messenger RNA of Mizuhopecten yessoensis (Yesso scallop), 5308 nucleotides long. RefSeq names its product neuronal acetylcholine receptor subunit alpha-9-like. The record is from RefSeq and is a predicted model, not a curated record. The transcript is spliced from 7 exons. NCBI's taxonomy places the organism in Eukaryota, Metazoa, Mollusca, Bivalvia, Pectinida, Pectinidae. Gene Ontology annotation, biological process: chemical synaptic transmission; signal transduction; nervous system process. Gene Ontology annotation, cellular component: synapse; postsynaptic membrane; neuron projection. Gene Ontology annotation, molecular function: acetylcholine-gated monoatomic cation-selective channel activity; transmembrane signaling receptor activity. The coding region runs from base 349 to 1836 and encodes 495 amino acids.